Messenger RNA from Globicephala melas (long-finned pilot whale), 2169 nucleotides. It is a transcript of the gene CTHRC1, whose product is annotated as collagen triple helix repeat containing 1. NCBI's taxonomy places the organism in Eukaryota, Metazoa, Chordata, Mammalia, Artiodactyla, Delphinidae. The record is from RefSeq and is a predicted model, not a curated record.
GCGUCGGGCUCGGGGUGAGGGCUCCGACCUAUGACGGGAGGGAAACUCCUGUGUCCGGGGGGCGGGAGGGAAGCGUGCGGCUGAAAGGCGCAUUGAUGCAGCCGGCGGUGGCCUCGGAGCGCGGCGGGGCCGGACUGGGAUCACGUCUCGGCUCCCGGGUCGUCUCCUCCUCCUCCUCCUCCUCCUCGCCUGCUCCGCGCGUCCCGGGGCCGCCGCGCGCCAUGCGCUUCCAGGGCCCCGCCACCGGCUCCCCGCAGCGGCUCCUCGGCCUCCUGCUGCUCCUGCUGCUGCAGCUGCAGGCGCCGUCGAGCGCCUCCGAGACCCCCAAGGGGAAGCAAAAGGCUGUGCUCCGGCAGAGGGAGGUGGUGGACCUGUAUAAUGGCAUGUGCUUACAAGGGCCCGCGGGGGUGCCUGGGCGAGAUGGGAGCCCUGGGACCAAUGGCAUCCCUGGCACCCCUGGGGUCCCAGGUCGAGAUGGAUUCAAAGGAGAAAAGGGGGAAUGCCUGAGGGAAGUCUUUGAGGAGCCGUGGACGCCUAACUAUAAGCAGUGUUCGUGGAGUUCACUGAAUUAUGGCAUAGACCUUGGAAAAAUUGCGGAGUGUACAUUCACAAAGAUGCGUUCGAACAGCGCCCUAAGAGUCUUGUUCAGUGGCUCGCUUCGGUUAAAAUGCAGAAGCGCAUGCUGUCAGCGUUGGUAUUUCACGUUCAAUGGAGCUGAAUGUUCAGGACCUCUUCCUAUUGAAGCCAUAAUUUAUUUGGACCAAGGAAGCCCUGAACUGAAUUCGACAAUUAAUAUUCAUCGCACUUCUUCUGUGGAAGGACUCUGUGAAGGAAUUGGAGCCGGACUAGUAGACAUUGCUAUCUGGGUUGGAACUUGCUCAGAUUACCCGAAAGGAGAUGCCUCUACGGGUUGGAAUUCAGUGUCUCGUAUCAUUAUUGAAGAGCUACCAAAAUAAAUCCUUUCAUUUUUGUUCCCUACCUCUCUUGUAUUAUACCUUUGAAUGGUUCAUUUUUGUGACCCCUUAUAUAAUUUUUAUGUGUACAUCUGAAUGAAAAAACAAAAUUAAAUGUGUUUACAGACCAAAGUGUGAUUUCACACUGUUUUUAGAUCCAGUAUUCAUUUUCCUUCCAUCAAAACUGGUUUUGGGAUUUUGUAGAAGAUUAAAAUACUUUCCUUCAUAUUCCCAUUCCCUGAACCUAUAAUUUGGAAUGUUAUUGUGGUCUCCGUUUCUUUCCUGUUCUCUUAGUGUAGCACUUUUUAAAAUAUAAAAGCUACCAGUCUUUGUAUAAGUUGUAAAUGUUCAGAAUUGUUUAAUAUCUGUGAAAUAAAACUUAUUUCAAACAACCUUAAUAUCUUUAACGUAAUUGCCACUAAAAUCAGGGUUUCUGGUACUUUAUAUCUGGAGAGUUGAGGAUAAACCUGACUUUGUAUUUAUCCUUUUGACAAUCAUGUUUUAAAUUUAGUACAAUAGUCCUGAUCCAUAUUUUGAGAGAUUCAAAGAGAAAGUGAUAUUUAUGUGUCAGGAAAUGCACUAGCACUUUAGAAAUUUUGUCUUAAUUUAACAAAGAGUAAAAAGACGGGGACUCUGGUCUCAAAUUGCUUACCAUUUGGAAGGGAAACUAAGAUACAAAAAUAACAAAUCAAAGAUUAAUAUGUUGAUUGUGACAAAAGUUGUUGAAGAGAUGGUAUAAUUCAAAGAAAGACCUAUUACUUCUGGCUGAGGUGAUCAGAAAGAAUUCAUGAUGAAGUAAGUACAGGUGUAAGACUGAUAAAGUUAAGUAAAUCCUGGGCUUGACUUGGAAGUGUCAGUAUGAACUCGUAAGUUACUUUGUCUUAAGUAAAGCUAUAAAACAAUUAACAAUAGAAUCUCCUAGCUUUGUUUACUGAAAAGACCUAGAAAUAAUGACCAAACUAGUAAUGCCCAGAUUGUGAUCUCUAUAUACCAUUUUCUACUAAAAGGAACUAAGGCUCCUUGAAGAAAUGGGUGAUUUCAGCUCUGGGGCAGGAAAUGUACAAGAUGAGCCUGGAACAUCUUGGCAACUAUGAAAGACAACUCAACAGGAUCCAAGAGCCAAUGUGGAUUGGUUCUCACUGGCAGAGAUGAUACGAUUUAAGCAUCAAUGAAGAUAACAACUGGAAUGGUUUGAAACACAUCAGAUAUGUUUAAA